Molecule: messenger RNA, 2307 nt
Organism: Colletotrichum karsti
Lineage: Eukaryota; Fungi; Ascomycota; Sordariomycetes; Glomerellales; Glomerellaceae
Exons: 5
Coding region: 1-2307 (768 amino acids)
Biological process (GO): methionyl-tRNA aminoacylation
Molecular function (GO): ATP binding; acyltransferase activity, transferring groups other than amino-acyl groups; methionine-tRNA ligase activity
Source: RefSeq, a predicted model, not a curated record
AUGAGACCAGUCAGAAUAUCCGCAGCUUCGGCGUUCCGCAGCCGUUGCUAUGCGCCAACGUUGCGGCGAACUUGGGUCUGCCCCUCAUGCACCUCUGGACAGACAUCGCGACGGUUCGCGAGCUCCAACAGCAAGGGCGACAAGCCGUAUUAUGUGACCACACCAAUCUUCUACGUCAAUGCGUCGCCGCAUGUCGGACACAUGUACUCGAUGCUCCUCGCCGAUGUUCUCAAGCGCUGGCAGAAGCUCAAGGGGCGGCCCGCGAUCCUCUGCACCGGCACCGACGAGCACGGUUCGAAGGUCCAACAAGCGGCCGCCAAGCAGGGCGUCGACCCCAAAGAAUUCUGCGACUCGACGGCGGAGAAGUUCCGCGAUCUCGCGCGCGCGAUCGGCAUGGACAACGACCACUUCAUCCGCACCACCGACCCGGACCAUAAGGAAGCCGUGCAGCACUUCUGGCAUAUGCUGAACGAGAAGGGGUACAUCUACGAGAGCAAGCACGAGGGUUGGUACUGCGUUAGUGACGAGUGCUUCUACGCGGCCAACGAGGUCGAGAGGACGCUGGUGCCGCAGACGGGACGGACGGUCAUGGCUUCGAUCGAGACGGGGAAUGAGGUGGAGUGGGUCGAGGAGAAGAACUACCACUUCCGCAUGACGGCGCUGAAGGACAGGCUGCUGAAGUUUUACGAGGAGAACCCGAAUUGGAUCGUCCCGCGGCAGAGGCAGAAGGAGGUCGUCUCGUGGGUGGAGAACAACCUCGAGGACCUGUCGAUAUCUCGGCCCGUUCAGAGGCUGGACUGGGGCGUACGUGUGCCGGACGACCCCUCGCAGACGAUCUACGUCUGGGUGGACGCGCUCAUCAACUACAUGACCAAGGCCGGGUUCCCGGGGUGGCAGCCCGGGAAGGAGCACGCGGAGGGCUGGCCGGCGGACGUGCACGUCAUCGGCAAGGACAUCGUGCGCUUCCACGGCAUCUACUGGCCGGCGCUGCUGAUGGCGCUGGACCUGCCGCUGCCGAAGCAGCUGCUCAGCCACGCGCACUGGACGAUGGCGAAGAAGAAGAUGUCCAAGUCGGUCGGCAACGUGGUCAACCCGUUCUUCGCCAUCGACCGGUGGGGUCUGGACACGAUGCGGUACUUCAUGAUGCGCGACGGCGGCAUCGAGAGGGAUGCGGACUACGAGAACUCGCUGAUCGUGGCGCGGUAUCACAAGGAUUUGCAGUCGACUAUUGGAAACCUGAUGAACAGGGCGGCCAAGAGCAAGAAGUGGAAGCUCAGAGACUCUAUUGCGUGGGUGGGGGAGAACAGCGCCUCCGUUGGACGCAAUCUCGCCGCUAGCCAGAGGUUGAAGGCAAGGAUCAAUGAGAUGGCGCCCGCGAUGUCGAAGCGCAUGGACGAGUUGAACCCCAAUGCCGCCAUUCGCGGCGUGCUGGACGUACUUGUUGAGGCAAACAAAUAUAUUUCCGAUGCGGCACCAUGGAAGCUAGUCAAGGCGAAGAAUCCCAAAUCCCAGGCGGCACUUCACGAGGUCAUCUAUGUCACGUCGGAGGCAGUGAGGUCAGCGGGCAUUCUUCUCCAGCCCAUCAUGCCGACGAAGAUGGGCCAAUUGCUCGAUCUGAUAGGCGUCGACGCGGACAAGCGACGAUUCCAGGAUGCGGCGUUUGGGACAGACUUGACCGAUUUCGACGCCGGCGGUGACGCUCGUGCCGAAAUCCAAGAAGCCACGGCGUCUGAGCCGCUGACGCUGGAGGAGGAGUACGAGAAUCAGCAGUCGUGGAGGACCUCGCACGACAAACUCACCUUCAUCAUCUGUCAACCGCUCAAUGCGACGUCCGACGCGGCGGCCGGCGUAAAAGCGGGCGAGGUUGAUGCGUCUGCGCGCAUGAUUGGGGAUAUCAACUUUUUCGUCUACCCCCAUGACGACGAGGAACAGGGCGAGGGCGCUUACGUGGGAGAAGUAGACGUUAUGAUCGCGGCGAAGGAGCACCGCGGGAAAGGUGUGGGAUAUGCCGCGGUCACGUCGCUGCUGGUGUAUGUGCAUCGCCAUCAGGAGCGGAUUUUGAAGGAAUACGUUGAUGGUGAGAGGAAGAAGGACGGGAAAGCGGAGCUUAGAGGCCUCAUGGUCAAGAUCAAGGAGAGCAACACGGCGAGUAUAUCGCUCUUCAACAGGGUUGGCUUUACGCAGAAGGGAGAGGUGAACUAUUUCGGGGAGAUUGAGAUGGUUCUGGGGGAUUUGGACCAGUUUAUCAAGUCUCCUGCCGGGGUCAAAGCAGCGGAAGAGUUUCACGAAGUCGUUUAUUCCAGGUAG